AUGUCACCCCAAUACCUCGACGUACUGGCCAGCAGGUCUGCCAGCACACCCACCAACAAACCCACCAACACACCCACCAACAUCCCACGUCUAGACCACCUCACGCUCCCCACAAUCCAAAAUGGCUAUCAAACCCGCUUUUUCACAGCCGUCGACCUGACGUCAGCCUGUCUAGAUAGAAUUCGCGAAACAAACCCCACAUUCCAUGCCGUGGCAGAAAUAAACCCCGAUGCUACAUCCACCGCCCAACACCUCGAUGCCGAGCGACUCUCAAAAGGCCCUCGAGGACCCCUCCACGGCAUACCCAUCUUACUAAAAGACAACAUACCCACUUUGGACGCUACAUCCACGACAUGCGGUAGCAUGGCCUUAGUCGGAGCCAAACCGUCUCGCGAAGCCGACGUAGUAAGCGCCGUGCGAAAAGCAGGAAUGGUGAUAUUGGGCAAGGGAAACAUGGCCGAGUGGGCUGGUUUCCGCUCAACGAGCGGGUGCUCGGGCUGGAGUGGAAGAGGAGGUCAGACAACAGGUAUAUACUAUCCUGGUAUGAAAGCAAGUGGGAGUUCAGGCGGCUGUGCUGUAGCUGUUGCGCUGGGGAUGUGUUUCGCAGCUUUGGGAACAGAGACAUGCUAUUCGAUCGUCUCUCCGGCCGAGAAAUCCGGUAUCAUAGGCUUCAAGCCAACGCGUAAUCUUCUCUCCUCCGCAGACCUCAUUCACGCAUCGAAGAGGUUAGACACCGUUGGUAUCCUCACGCGAACAGUAUCGGAUGCGUCUCUCCUUCUCAUCGGUCUAGUCCAACAUAGCGACCAUCUUCCCUCUCCGACAAAACAGAAAAUAGUCCAAGACCUCAGCACCGCAAAUUCAAUUCCCCACCUCCACGGCAUCCGAACCGGCAUCCCCAGUUCCCUGUCCGACAUGCAAAACCUACCUGAGUGCAAGAAGACAGCAUUCGAAAGGACGCUCAAGUUGUUAGAAAGCGCCGGCGCAACCAUUAUCCGUAGCGUCCACGUCACCGGAGCUAAGAGCUGGGAAGCUCUCCCACAAGAAGCAAAAGACAUCAUUAUAAACACAGACAUGAGGAUUGCGAUAAACGAAUACCUUUCUUCUCUCGCUACAAACCCGCACAACGCACGUAACCUCGAAGACGUCAUUAAAUUCACAAAAGGACACCCAGAGGAGCAGUAUCCCCAGCGCAACGUCGAGGGUCUGGAGAGGGCGCUGGCUUCUGAUCCGAACAAUCUGCUUUACAAGACCAUGCUGGCGAGAGACGAGUACUACACAGAUGAAGGUGGUAUCGAAGCAGCGCUUUCUAGAAAAUGCUGUGAUGUUAUGCUUGUGCCAACAUUAAGUGUUACUAUGCAGAGCUUUGCUGCGAAAGCGGGGAGUCCGGUUAUGAGUGUGCCGAUAGGUGCCUUCCCACGGGAUACGCCCGUGGAGAAGGACGCGAGGAAUGAAUUGGUUAAUUUGGCGCCUGGGAUACCGUUCUCGGCGUAUAUUUUUGGGCGGGCGACGAAGGAUGAGGAUAUGGUUAGAGUCGGGCAUGUGUUAGAGCGGUUGACGAAUGUUAGAGAGACGCUGAUGUCGUAUGUAGAUGCGGAGGCUAGGGUUGGGGUUACCGCAGGGCCUUGAACUCUGGCUGUUAGGUAAAGAGCACGGGAACUGUAGAGGGUUGGCACGGUAGAUAUGGGAACAAAGAAUAACACCAAGGAGAAUACCAAUGGUGGUAGAUGUGAGAACCGAUUCAAG
Molecule: messenger RNA, 1743 nt
Organism: Alternaria rosae
Lineage: Eukaryota; Fungi; Ascomycota; Dothideomycetes; Pleosporales; Pleosporaceae
Product: amidase signature domain-containing protein
Exons: 2
Coding region: 1-1626 (541 amino acids)
Source: RefSeq, a predicted model, not a curated record